GGGGAGGGGUAGAAGAAGGGGGCUUGCUCUUCUCUGUGUGUCCAGGUUGAGAGCCUUUUUAAAGCCGUCCAGUGGAACCAGAGUACCUUUUGUCCAUUAAUACGAUCAGGGGACUGGAGGAAGUGAAAAGCUUGAGAGUUUUUCUGUCAACCUCUGUGCCUCUUCUUCCUGCUGCCGCUGCUGUUCUCAAGAAGACUUGAACAGGGCUAUUGUUUCCCUCUAUUCUCCUCUGCUCCAGCAGGGCACACCGUUGACCAUGAAGAGCACAGGGCAGAGUAGAGGAUGUCCGCAGAUGCAUUCGGAGCCGGUGGCAGCGAUGCCCAGCAAACCCUGCAGUCCUUUUGGCCUCGUGUCAUGGAGGAGAUCAGGAACCUGACUGUGAAGGAUUUCCGUGUGCAGGAGUUGCCUCUGGCUCGAAUCAAAAAAAUCAUGAAGCUGGAUGAGGAUGUCAAGAUGAUCAGUGCAGAGGCUCCAGUCCUGUUUGCCAAGGCAGCUCAGAUCUUCAUCACAGAGCUCACCCUCAGAGCGUGGAUCCACACAGAGGACAACAAGAGACGAACGCUACAGAGGAACGACAUUGCCAUGGCCAUAACAAAGUUUGACCAGUUUGACUUCCUGAUUGACAUUGUGCCUCGAGAUGACCUGAAGCCACCUAAAAGACAGGAAGAGAUGCGUCAGUCAGUAGCUCCAGCAGAGCCAGUGCAGUACUACUUUACUUUGGCCCAGCAGCCCGGAGCUGUACAGGUGCAGGGUACACAACAGGGCCAGCAGCCCGGCGCACAAACGACCAUCCAGCCUGGACAGAUCAUCAUCACUCAGUCACAGCAAGGACAGAUGCUGCAAGGUGCCACCAUGCAGCAGUUACAGCAAGUGCAGGUGCAGUCACAGGGCACACCCAUCACGAGUGCGCCUGUGGCCAUGCAGGUGAGUGAGGGCCAACAGGUACAGAUUGUCCAAGCUGCCCAGGGUCAAGCUCAGGCAGGUCAAGCCCAAGGCCAGACCAUGCAGGUCAUGCAGCAGAUCAUCACCAACACAGGAGAGAUCCAGCAAAUUCCAGUGCAACUAAAUACAGGCCAGCUACAAUACAUCCGUCUAGCCCAGCCUGUGUCUGGAGCGCAAGUGGUCCAAGGACAGAUUCAGACUCUCGCCAACACCCAGCAGAUCACACAGGCAGAGGUACAGCAAGGACAGCAGCAAUUCAACCAGUUUACUGAUGGACAGCAGUUGUAUCAGAUUCAGCAGGUGACGAUGCCAGCUGGACAGGAGCUUACCCAACCGAUGUUCAUACAGUCCACCAACCAGACAGUUGACACACAGGUCACGCAGGUCAGCACCGACUGAGCCCAACCAGGAAGCUUUUCCCCACACACACAACACGCAUGCCAGCCCAUGUGAUGCCGACAGAUCCUACCAACUUUGACAAAGGAUGCUUGAUAAACUUGAUUUUAAGCACUGCUCCUGUAGACGAGGGACCCAAAAUCUUGUAACGCUCUUUAUUUGUAGUAAAUGUAGUACACUGGACAAAAAAACAAAGGGACUGAUCGACUUUCAAAAGUACACGUUAAGUUGCAUCCAUGCUUACGCACUGUUGACCUCUUGUACUUCUGUCACUCACAUCUGUAGCAGAAAUAUGCAUCCACUGCCACAGUCCCUGACACCAGUCUCUCCACAGACCAACUAAACUAUUCCUUCUCUCAUCUCUUGCCCAAACCUAAGGAUUUAAAAAAAA
Messenger RNA from Etheostoma spectabile (orangethroat darter), 1729 nucleotides. RefSeq names its product nuclear transcription factor Y, gamma (gene nfyc). Gene Ontology annotation, cellular component: CCAAT-binding factor complex; nucleus. Bases 283 to 1341 code for a protein of 352 amino acids. Gene Ontology annotation, biological process: regulation of transcription by RNA polymerase II. NCBI's taxonomy places the organism in Eukaryota, Metazoa, Chordata, Actinopteri, Perciformes, Percidae. The transcript is spliced from 11 exons. The record is from RefSeq and is a predicted model, not a curated record. Gene Ontology annotation, molecular function: DNA-binding transcription activator activity, RNA polymerase II-specific; RNA polymerase II cis-regulatory region sequence-specific DNA binding; protein heterodimerization activity.